Prorocentrum cordatum is the source of this 285-nucleotide messenger RNA. NCBI's taxonomy places the organism in Eukaryota, Dinophyceae, Prorocentrales, Prorocentraceae. The record is from the annotation of a GenBank genome assembly.
GAGUGGCGGAGGCAAGCAGAGACCCCGUGCUGCGCGGGGAGGAGGAGCAGUCGGGGUUGUGCGACAUCUGGGGCUGACGCCACAGCACAGGAUUCCACGAAGGAAGAGAACUGCAGCCUCCGCGUGCCGAAGCUCCACAGCUUCACGAUGCAGACCGUGUCGACGACCUUCCACCCGAUGAUCGCCUACACUGCAGUAGAAGAUGCUGUCGUGAGGGUAGCAUCGCUGCCAGACAUGAGAUAUCAUAUCAAUCUGAUUCAGCUCAUCUCUUCUAAGCUGCUAUAG